AUGCAAUACAGUUACAUUUUCAAACAGAUUUUAUCCUCUCAAGAUAUAAUAUUGGGUAUCAAGAGGUCCCCCCCGACACUGUUCUCGCGCCCUCAUCUCGUCCUGAAGACGAACACAGCCAGACUGUGUCGCGCUCUAACGAGGCCUCGCCUCUACAAAAUACCCACUAUUGCCCUUCAUUCGAGGGCGUACGGGACAACAUCUCCAGAGGACUUUUGGCGAAAAGUGCCUGUAUACGAACAUGUAACCGCUAAAGACUUCCUCUCUCAUCGAUGGACGAAAAAAAACAUUGUCUCGGGAAAAGAGAGCCUUUUGGAAUUUCUAAAGACUGUCAUACCAGGCGAAAUCCCAUAUGACAAACAGGGCUCUAGAGAACAGAGCAAGGAAGACCUAUUGAAGGAUGUGGCUGAGGGUAUUGAAGCCGCGGCGAUGGCUAUUCGUAUCACGCCAUAUAUGCUCAGCCGUAUCAACUGGCAGGAUCCUCGAAGCGAUCCAAUCUUCCGACAAUUCAUUCCUCUAAAGUCCAUCAUGCUCCCCGACCACCCCACGUUGGCGUUCGACUCGUUGAACGAGAUGGCCGACUCUCCGGUGUCAGGUCUGGCGCACAGAUAUCCAGAUAAGGAACAACGGCUGACUCCAGGAUUUCUGUACACAGCCAUCUCCGAGUGCCCAACCAACUGCGCCGAUUGCACGCGCUACAUUUCAGUCGGCGAAAGCACCAGCUGCGUGACCAAGAUCAAAAUCAAGCCUAGCCGGACCCGCUGGGACGCAGCCCUCGCUUACGUCGCGGCCACGCCCCAGCUCCACGACGUUGUCAUCUCGGGCGGCGACACGUACUACCUGCACCCAGAGCACAUUCAAUCUAUCGGCAACGCGCUCAUCAAGAUGCCGCACAUCCGACGGUUUUCGGAGGACGAGUGGGCCAGCGCCCUGAUGCAGGUCGCGGCGGAUGCGAAACAGGCGGGGAAGUCGGUGGCGCUGCACACGCACUUUAACCACCCCGAGGAGAUCUCGUGGGUGACGGAGGCGGCGGCGCAGAGGCUGUUCGAGUCGGACCUGGUGGUGCGGAAUCAGAGCGUGCUGCUGAGGGGGAUCAAUGAUGAUGUCGAGACCAUGUCGACGCUGAUCAGGAGGCUGGCGGAUAACAAUAACAAUCCUUUUGUGGUCGACCUUCCCGGCGGCGGGGGCAAGAGGCUCGGGUGCUCGUACGAGUCAUAUGACCGCGAGACGGGCAUCUCGCGGUUUGUGGCGCCUGCUGUCACGGCGGAGGGCGCCGGCGGGAGGGGGAGGAGGAAGCCCGAGGUGUUUGAGUAUUAUGAUCCUAUCGAUAGUACUGGUCUCAGCAGCACUGGGUUUGGUGGACGAGUGUAG
Cryphonectria parasitica EP155 is the source of this 1371-nucleotide messenger RNA. RefSeq lists its product as uncharacterized. The transcript has 6 exons. Bases 1 to 1371 code for a protein of 456 amino acids. Lineage: Eukaryota; Fungi; Ascomycota; Sordariomycetes; Diaporthales; Cryphonectriaceae. The record is from RefSeq and is a predicted model, not a curated record.